UGAUAGUUCGCUACAGCUUCCGUUUCCGGGAGUAAAGAAGCCGCAGCAUCAACAUUUGCUCGUGAGAUUUCACAUUUUUAUUAAGAUCCUGCGUCAAAAAGUGGUGUCUUAGGAUGUCGGGGCAGAAGCGUCCUGCAGAUCCUAGCGGCCCCUCCUCAACCUCCGGUCUGCAUCCGGAAAAGCGGAGAGAGCGGGAUGGAGAGGAUGGAGGUCAUGGAGGUCCCGGUCUAGGUGCUGCAGCUGCUAGUGGGAGCACAGCGGUGGAGACGGUCAUCAAACUGGGAGGGGUUUCUAACUCGGAAGAACAAGAUAUCAAAGCUCUCCAGGCUAAGAACCGGAAACUAGGAGAAUCUUUGGAUCAAAGACAGGGCAUUGAAGAUGAAUUGCGAGAGCGAAUCGAGAGAUUAGAGACACGCCAGGCCACUGAUGAUGCAAGCCUGCUUAUCCUCAAUAGAUACUGGAAUCAGUUUGAUGAAAAUAUUAAGCUGUUCAUAAGACUAUAUGACCAAUCGCCAAGCGAACCAGAGAAGUCUCCAACGGGAGAAGGAAGGAACUUGAAGCCGGAAACCCCUGAACCGGAUGGAGAUUCCAAUCAGGAGAGGUCCAAGGACAGAGGCCACCAGGGCGAGACAUCCAACUCCUUCCUGGCCACCCUGGCUAGCAGCACCAGUGAGGAAAUGGAAGCCGAGCUUCAGGAGAGGGUGCAGUCCAGCCAUAUGCAGGCUACUCGUGUUGUGGAGGUCUACAAGUGUCUGAAGAGCACAGUAGACCAACUGAAAGCAGACAUGGAUUCUGGAAUUGCGGGGAGUUUAUGCCAUGUAGCUUCCAAAUUGAACACGCUGCUGACUGGUCAAAAUGAACGUCUUCAACAACUGUCUGAGGACCUCAAGCAGAAAUACAAUCAAAUGACCAGUGAGUUCCGAUCUCUUGGUCGUGCAGCAAACAAGGCAGACCAGCGUGUCAGUGAGCUGCAGGUUUUGAGUGAGGAGCUUCAGUGGGAUAUGGAGAAGAUCCGUCGACGUGAGAAUCGGCUAAAUGCACACAUGAGUGAGAUACUAGAGAGGGUGAACAGCAAAGGUUAUAAAGUGUGUGGGGAGGCCAGUAGUGUAUGUGGAACCAUCACCAUCAACAAGAGAAAGUUUGAGGAAAUAAACAGUGAACUGGAAGAAAACCAGGAGCUGGCAGAUAAUCGUCUCAUUGAGCUCCAGAAGCUCCAGCAGGAUCUGCAGAAUGUGCUGCAGGAGAAUAACAACAUGAAGGCUGAGCUGCUGAGUCGAGCAGAGGGCAUGGUGAAGGAUACCUCUGAGUAUCGCUGUCUGCAGUCACAAUUUUCUGUGCUGUACAACGAGUCACUGAUCCUCAAGGCUCAGUUAGACGAGACGCGUGGCCGACUCAACACAACGAGGACGGCACGCCUUCGACAGCUGGAGCACAUGGAGAAUGACGAGGUGACUUUGCAAAGAAAGGUUCGCACCGAGGUCUUUCAGCUGGAAGAUACCCUCGCUCAAGUCAGGAAGGAGUACGAGAUGCUACGUAUUGAAUUUGAACAAACUCUCGCUGCCAACGAGCAAGCCGGCCCAAUCAACCGAGAGAUGCGGCAUCUGAUCAGCACCCUGCAAACUCAUAACCAGCAAAUGAAGGGCGAGGUUGUGAAAUUCAAGCUGAGAAUGAGAGAGACACAAGCUGAACUCAACCAGAUUCGCAUUUCAAAGGGGAGCAGCAUCUUGCAAACUCAGUCGAGCACGGAGAUUGACUUGAAGGAGGAGACGACGUCCCCUAUGACAGCGAGUGUCUCUGGGGAGGCCGUGGUCAAGUCCGAACCUCCUGACAAUGACUCUUCUAUGCCAAACAGCGCUGGCAUCUCGGUAAAAACAGAGCCAGGAGUUGAAUCCGAGGUAACCGUCAAGGAGGAGGAGAAGGAGGAGAAGAAAGAGAAAGAGGAAAAGAAAGAAAAAGACAUCAUAAAGAAAGAGGAGAAAGACCGCGAGAGGGAAAAGGAAAGAGAGAGGCCAACUCGCAGUGGGAUAAAGGAAGAGAGGGAGAAACUGGGAAGUGGCAACCAAGCCGAGGAAUCUUCUGGAGAACGUCUUUCUUCAGCUGGAGGGCCCAAGAGGAAAGAGAUGGAGCAGUUUAAGAUUGUCAGAGUAGAGCUAAAGAAAGCUCAGGAGUCCCAGAGAGAGAUGAAGCUACUCUUAGACAUGUAUCGAUCUGCACCAAAGGAGCAGAGAGACAAAGUCCAACUGAUGGCAGCGGAGAAGAAGGCCAAGUCAGAGUCAGAUGAACUCCGUCAGAGACUGAGGGAGCUGGAGGAGCGGGAGAGGAGGGAGGGUAAAAAAAUGGCUGAUGAAGAGGCCCUAAGAAAGAUUCGCUCUGUCGAGGAGCAGAUUGACGUCCUCAACAAAAAGCUCUCAAUGGCAAAACAGGAGGAGGAUGCGUUGCUGAGCGAGAUGGAUGUGACGGGACAAGCCUUCGAGGACAUGCAGGAACAGAACAUUCGCCUGAUGCAGCAGCUCCGGGAAAAGGAUGACGCCAACUUCAAGCUGAUGAGUGAGCGCAUCAAGUCCAACCAGAUCCACAAGCUACUGAAAGAGGAGAAGGAGGAGCUGUCGGAUCAAUUGCUCACUUUAAAAACACAGGUGGAUGCACAGCUGCAGGUGGUGAGGAAGCUUGAAGAGAAGGAGCGCCUCUUGCAGGGCACCAUCAGCACUGCAGAGAGAGAGUUGACACUGAGGGCACAAGCGCUGGACAUGAACAAACGCAAGGCCCAAGAGUCAACCUUGUUGUCAGAAGAGGUUCGAAUUCAACUGGAGCAGGUCCAGCAGAGACUCGUCGUGGUGCGAGAGGAGGUUGUGGAAAAUAGCAUCUCCAGAGAGAAGGAGUCUUUUAACUCCCGGCGAGCACAGGAGGAUAUCUCUAAACUGAGGAGAAAAAUUGAGAAGGCCAAGAAACCGGCAGAAAAAAUUAGCAAUGGAGAUGAAAUCUUAAACGAAGAGAUUAGUGAGUAUAAGGCUCGGCUCACAUGUCCCUGUUGCAAUUCGCGGGUGAAAGACGCCGUCCUGACAAAGUGCUUCCACGUCUUCUGCUUCGAGUGCGUCAAGACACGGUACGACACACGCCAGAGGAAAUGCCCCAAGUGCAACGCCGCCUUCGGAGCCAACGACUUCCAUCGCAUUUACAUUGGCUAGGCCUGCGGGCCCACUAGUGCAGAUGGGGCCCGGAGCAAGGCUGGCCAUGGCCUCUCCUCUCCUCUCUUCUCAUCUUUUGUGGUCAGGCUCUCCGUGGAUAAGUGGUUCCAGCAGCCACAAAUUGGACUUAAGGCUUUAAUGUUGAGCGUUGUUUCAUUCCAUUUUUACUGACUGAAUUUGUUUAUGAAAAUGGUGCGCACACAAACACAAAGAUGAGCAACAUUCCGCCGAUUCCUCACGUUGAAGUCAAUAAUUGUAAUAUUUGUGCGUGUACAUUGUUCCUUUUUUAUUUGAAAACUGCUGAAACUGCUCUGUACUGAAAAUUUCUCAAGUGACUAAGUGUUGCCGCUGCUUAUUAAAUUGAAAUUUGA
Molecule: messenger RNA, 3556 nt
Organism: Syngnathus typhle (broad-nosed pipefish)
Lineage: Eukaryota; Metazoa; Chordata; Actinopteri; Syngnathiformes; Syngnathidae
Gene: rnf20
Product: ring finger protein 20, E3 ubiquitin protein ligase
Exons: 22
Coding region: 114-3185 (1023 amino acids)
Cellular component (GO): nucleus; HULC complex
Molecular function (GO): metal ion binding; ubiquitin protein ligase activity
Source: RefSeq, a predicted model, not a curated record